Messenger RNA from Oppia nitens, 1773 nucleotides. RefSeq lists its product as uncharacterized. Lineage: Eukaryota; Metazoa; Arthropoda; Arachnida; Sarcoptiformes; Oppiidae. The record is from RefSeq and is a predicted model, not a curated record. Gene Ontology annotation, biological process: regulation of transcription by RNA polymerase II. The coding region runs from base 133 to 1689 and encodes 518 amino acids. Gene Ontology annotation, molecular function: protein dimerization activity; DNA-binding transcription factor activity, RNA polymerase II-specific; RNA polymerase II cis-regulatory region sequence-specific DNA binding. The transcript is spliced from 3 exons.
UCUAAACUAACUUUUGUAACAUUACUUAUAAUCACAUAAUUUUGUUAUUAUUGUUGUUGUUGUCCGUCAAAAGCAUUGCCCGAACUUUACCGCCGCCGCCACUGUUGUCGCCGCCGAUCGCCGAUAUCGCCGAUGUCUCAACUAGUGGUCACCGAUCUGGUCGACGAUUUGUAUGCCGAAAAUCGCCGACUGGCCGACGAACUUGUAUUUGUUCGGCUAUUGAACUCAAUCCUGGAGGACGUCCGCCGCGAUUCACGGGAAUUAAUCGACAACUAUCGCCGCCACAAUCAGCGUAACCGCCGAUUGUUGCGGAAGAAACUGUACGACAAUAUUGUCCGAUCGUGCGACGAGUUGGACGCACUGAAACUUAGCCGCCGCUGCAGCAGCCGUACAGCCGAUGAUAACCACACCAACAACGCCAACAACAACAACAAUACGGGCGAUACUAUUGGCGGCCAAUUAGUCGAUCCGUCUGCGCCGUCAUCGGCGUCAUCGUUGGCUAAUAUAUGCGUCGUCAAAACUGAAGAGAGAGCCAUAGCUGUCGAUAUUGAUCGCGAAGACGGCGACGACAAUGACGUCGACGACGGCGGCGACGACGGCGGCGACGACUAUGACUACGACGACAUUAUUGACGAUCUUAUGGCCGAAGAAGAAGAAGUCGAUGAAGAAGGAGAAGACAUUGUUGGCAAAGAGGACGUCCGGCAGAAAACUGAUCGGCAAUUAGAUGAUAGUGGCCGCCGACAAAAGCCUACAACCAAUGGCUUUGCGUUUGUCACUGAAAUGCUUACCACAAACACAACCGCAGCCGCCGCUAGUCAUCGUCAGUCGUCGACGGCAACUACUACUAGUAGUAGUAGUGUUGGUGGCCAACAGUUGAUUACCGUAAAAAAACUGCCGGUGCCAUUGACCGGCGGUGUUGGUGUCGGCGGCAGCGAUAGUGAUAGUCCACAAAAACGACCAAAGAUUACACUAUUAGUGGUUAAGAGACACGGAGUCGGCGGCAGCGGCGGCGGCGAUGACAAAGCUAACGACAAUACUGUUGACGGAGGCGGCGGCAGCGGAACAUCAUUGUUGGCCACACCGGGAGCCGUCGGCGGCGGCAAAAUUAUUAGCGGUACCGGUAGUAGUAGUACUGUUGGCAGCAAAUCUAUUAUCAAACACAAGGGUCCAUUUACCCGUCGGCUAAACAUUAAUGACAAUAAUAAUAAUAAUAAUAAUAUGCAAAACUUUAGCAUUAAAUCAAGCAAAUUGUCGCUCAAACGGAUACGUUUGGCCACUGGUAGUAGUCGUAGUCGUAGUAGUACUGCCGCAACAACCUCUGAUGCCGUCACCGAUAAUAAUAAUAAUAAGUUUGAAAGUGUUGGCCGAAACUAUUGCAUAGCCGCCGAUGACAACGAUCUCCGAUCCAAACAUAACGGUACGGAACGUUUACGGCGACAACAAAUGACCGCCCAGUUUGUCCGAUUGGGCGCACAGAUACCUUGGUUAACCAAAUCGGGUUUUAUGGGCGGCCAGCGGCGCCGAUCGCGUGAUUGUGCACCGAAAAUAUCCAUAUUGACUACGGCUAUCAAAUAUAUUAGGGAACUCCGUAAGGAUAACCAGUUUUUGGAGACUACCCGUUCGCGCGAACGAUCGCGCAAUCAGCGUCUGAAACAACAGUUUAGCGAUCAGAUACUUGAUAAUAGAUGAUCACUAUAUAUAUAUAUAUAUACCUACCGUUCCUACCCUACCCAUACACACAUAAAUGCAUGUAUAAUAUAGGAGGUGAUUGUG